UGGUGGCAGGGUUUCGGGAUCUCUGUGGGCUGCGUUCCUCCAACGUGCAGUCAAGCUCUCACCUGACCAGAUCGGGGAGUUUCCGGUCCCUCAAUACUCACCACGGCCGUUAGGGGAAAAUGAAAGUGAAAGAGGGAAGAAGAGACAUAAGGGAGAUCGCAGCGCCAUGAAGCCUCUGCCCCUGCUCAUCGCUGUGGCUUUGGGCCUGGCGACAGCCGUCUCUGCUGGACCAGCAGCGAUUGAGUGCUGGUUCGUGGAGGAUGCAGGUGGGGGUGGUCUGACUAAGAAACCGGCCACAUUGCUACUGCGCCAGGGACCCAAGGGACCGCCGCCCCGGCCAGAUCUGGACCCUAAGCUAUACCUCAAGCUUGAUGACCCGGCGGGAAUGCUCGUGGCUGCCUUCAGGCGGUACCCCGCAGGCGGCCCCGCACCACACUGCGAGUUGACCCGUUUCAUCCCGUUCCCUGCCUCGGCGAACUGGGCUAGAGGUCUGAUCCCACAGCAGAGCUGCCCGCGGGCCCUGGACGGGGACUGGCUGCUGGUCAGCGUGUCCAGAACCGUCUUCAGCCUUUCCAGCCUGCUGCGACUACAGCCGGAACCACAGCGGGAGCCUGUCUUUAUCACCAUGGCAACAGUGGUGCUGACCGUGCUCACCCACAACCCUGCCCCUCGGAUCCAGCUGGGGAAAGACGCGGUGCUGGACCUGAGGUUCGCCUACGCGCCCCCCGCUCUGGACGAUGCUUCCUCUCUGGACGCAGGUCCUCCUCCCUUUGGGCUGGAGUGGCGACGCCAACACCACGGCAAGGGUCACCUGCUGCUGGCUACAACUCCUGGGCUGGCUGGGAAAAUGCCACCAGCCCAAGAAAACGCCGUGGCAUUUGCUGCCUGGGAUGACAAUGAGCCCUGGGGCCCAUGGACCGGAAAUGGGACCUUCUGGCUGCCAGCGGUGAAGCCUUCUCAGGAGGGCGUCUACCUGGCUACUGUACACCUGCCUUAUCUGCAAGGACAGGUCUCCCUGGAGCUGACUGUGCACAAGUCUCCCAAAGUGUCGCUAACACCAGCAUCCCUUGUGUGGGCGGCCCCAGGAGAGGGGCCCCCAGAGCUGGUCUGUCUUGUGUCCCACUUCCACCCUGAGGAAGGCCUGGAGGUGCAAUGGGAGCUCAGAGGUGGCUCAGACGGAAGUUACAGAAAGGCCGAGGGGCAGACGUGGCUCUCCACCGCCCGCCACCACUCCGACGGCUCUGUCAGCCAGUCUGCGCACCUGCGGCUGCCCCCAGUCACCGCCAAGCAGCACGGGACACGCUACGCCUGUCGGGUGCACCACCCUAGCCUGCCAGCACUAGGGCGCAGGGCGGAAGUCACCCUGGAGGUGGCAGGCCUCUCGCGGCCCUCUAUCGAGGAUGGCAUAGGCCUGUUCCUGUCUGCUUUCCUCCUUCUGGGCCUCAUCAAGACCCUGGGCUGGAUGGCUGCCUCCCUCACCGCUCCUAAACACUCAAAGGAGAAGGUAACAGCGGCUAGCCUGCGCAUCCCUGAAGACUCAAAGGCUCCCAAGCACCGCGAGUUUCUCCGUCACGACGGCGCCUUUACUACAACCCGGUCUGAACACGCGGGGAGACCACACAGCCACCGCAGGAACGGCUCGCGCUCUGGCGCACCGAGAGACCCGGACGCCGGGAGCGACGGACCGGAGCGGACCCAGGAGCGCCGGAAACGCCCCGGCCCCGUACUAGCUGGCUUCCGCCCCGCCGAUGGGCGGCUCAGAAAACCCGGCGCGGAUUCGCCCCGUUGCACUUGUGCUGGCGUGGGCAGGGCAGCCGCGUCCUUGUCGGGCAGCAGUGACAGGGGCGCGCCCUUCCCGCGGGGUCGCAGCACUGGUCGUGGGGGACGGCGGAGUGGGGCCCCGCGCCUGGGUCCCAGCCCCGGGCGCCCCGCACUCCCCUCGGCGGCGGCCCUGGCGCCCGUCCUCACUUCCUUCCCUUUUUGGCUCCUACUGUCGGGCGGACGCAGGGAGGGGGGAAGCGGAAAGGGCGGGAGGGCCCGGGAGCCCGGCGAGGUGCAGGAGAGGGGUCGCGGAAAAGCCGGGGAGGGGACUCGGCCGAGGGCCGGAGACGGACCAGAGCAGAGGCCCGGCACCCGCGCGCGGCCCCUCGCCCUUCCCGAGCAGGUCAGAGCCAGGGCGCCGGGUGACCCUGCCCAGGCCACACUAGCUACCCCCUGGCCCCCAGCACGCACCGAGGGCUCGGGGUUCCCACUCCCUGCGUCCCCUCCUCCCCCGCCUUCCUGA
Acomys russatus (golden spiny mouse) is the source of this 2284-nucleotide messenger RNA. It is a transcript of the gene Tapbp, whose product is annotated as TAP binding protein. Gene Ontology annotation, biological process: antigen processing and presentation of endogenous peptide antigen via MHC class I. Gene Ontology annotation, cellular component: membrane. The record is from RefSeq and is a predicted model, not a curated record. NCBI's taxonomy places the organism in Eukaryota, Metazoa, Chordata, Mammalia, Rodentia, Muridae. The transcript is spliced from 8 exons. The coding region runs from base 167 to 2284 and encodes 705 amino acids.